UUCCUGCAGGGACAUUCUUAAAGGCCUUGCCACAGAGCUCAGGAGACCACUGCAGCAGCUUUCUCCCAAGCCAUCUGCAACUCCUACAAUGAAUGUUAGUCCAAUGGGGCCACUGGACACUUCAACACCCCGUCCUGGAUCUGGAAGGCGUGUUUCAACUCGAAAGAGUGUGUUUUCAAAUACCUGCAUGGUUGCACGGGAAGGGCCACUGAACAGCACUGGCAUAGGGAGUUCCAUCAAGCCGUGUGCUCGACCGUGCUUCGAUGUCACGAUUACAACCCUUCCUUCAGAUGAUUCCAAGCCUGAAAGUUUACCAUCAUCCAGUGAGAAAGCCAAAGAA
Darwinula stevensoni is the source of this 340-nucleotide messenger RNA. The record is from the annotation of a GenBank genome assembly. Lineage: Eukaryota; Metazoa; Arthropoda; Ostracoda; Podocopida; Darwinulidae.